UGCAAAACGCAUAGUGACUUUUUUAUCGAGUCAUAAMUACAAGCUAUGGUCAAGAAUACGAUGCCAGCUGUGUUAGAUAAGAGUCCCCGAAGCUAGUUUUUAGUAACUUUGCCAAACAAUUAUAGAUUUAAAAAAAGAAACAUGAACAAAAAUGAAACCAAAGCGCCACAAGCCUUGAAAGAAUUCUUGUUGUACAUCUUUUCCAUCCACUGGUGAAAAACUAUCGCGAGACAAGGCCAGGCUGCAUAGGAGUUUCACCAUUAACACAGGAAGUUGCAUCAUAUUGACCAUAAAACCAGAAUGUGGUCAGAUAGUGUUACAUUUUCACGCGACAAUGGGAACGAUUGAUUACGAUUAUGAAGUACAGCUUGAUGUAAAUUCGUGGUAUGGUGUUUUCUCUUUACUGGACGUUAAAGACAAGCAAAAUGUCGCUCAGGUCAGUCGUUAUUGGAAGGAGAUUGUGUAUCUUCAAUCAUUGUGGAAUAAUGUCUGUGUAACCCUUGGAAGCAUUGAUUAUUCCUUGGCUACGAGUUUAAAACAGCGUAGAAUAACUCGUAUCGUGUGCCGUGGUUCGAAUGACGAGGACUUGGCGAUAUUGUUUGAUGCAAACCCUCAUAUCACAAGUUUGAAGAUAGAKGGAUGUCGUCAAGUUACUCAGCAAUUUCUGCAGCGAAACCUGAUCACGUUGAACGAGCUAUGUUCCCUGCACAUAACAAGAUGCCCAGUUGACAUCGAGACGUUAUUUCAAGAAAUCUCACUWACUGGCUUACUAAGUCGUCUUAAAAGCGUCACACUUCCAAGUCUAAAUAGCUCAAGUUUUCCAGAUUUGAUAAAGAAGCUCCCAGGCUUAGAAGAAAUAGAUGAUGAUGAUGAUGAUAGCUUUGAAAUGAAUGAUUGUGAUAAUUGCAUUAAAAUCUUAGUACAGUCGUGUCCAAAACUUCAGAGUUUGAGACUUAGAAGAUUAUACAAUGGUAUAAGUCAAGAGACCUGGACCACGGUUUUCAAAGGACUUCCUCUCAGAUGUAUUGAACUGCGUCGUUGUAUAAGUUAUUAUCUUAUCGUUAUUGCUGAUAAUUUACCAAACCUUGAGUCCUUGAAGACUGRUUCUCUAGUAAUAGAUUCUAAAAAUGAGGUGAUUGAUGCAGUUAAMAAACUCAAAAACUURAAAGAGUUUUCCUUUUCAAUAUAUGACCCAUAUGAUGAUGAAUAUCUCGACCAAAAAGAAGAGGAAUUAUUGCAUGAAAUUUCUAAAAUGAAACAAUUAGAGUCUCUUAAAGUCAGACUUCUCGAGACAACAUUUACUGGGGAAACAAUAUACWCUCUUGUUGAAUCCCUKYCCAAGUUGAGMUCACUUGAACUGWGUCCAAUUGGAAAUAUUAGUUCUGAAUAUGCAGAUCUGAUAGGAGAACGACUGACAAAGGUAAAGUCAUUGAAAGCUAUUGCUGAAAAAGAUGCUGCUGCUGGAAUUGUAGCUUUCUCCAACCACUUGACAAAUYUAACAGAUUUGACUAUCGUGCACCGYGAGCUUCUUAAUAGAGACAUGAAAGAAAUAACGUCUGGUCUCUUGCCAAGUAAACUCAAGUCCUUCAAUGUUGCAGGGAGUGAAAAAAUAAGGGACCAGGGACUGACUUACAUUGCCACAGGUCUCAAAUCAUUGACUAGUUUGGAUAUAUCUUCAUGUAGCGUGAGUGAUGUUGGUUUAACCAUCAUCAGUGAAAAUUUAAAGUAUCUUAAACAGCUGAGAGUUACUGGGAGAAAGGUUACAAAUCAAGGUGCAGUUAUGAUUGGUAAGCAUCUCAAAGCCUUAGAAAAACUAAAAAUAAGUGGCACAAAGAUUAGUGAUCAAGGAUUUACUUUCAUCUGCCAACAACUCCCAAACCUUCGCAACCUACAAGCUUUCUGUGACUUGAUAACUGAUCAGGGUUUCUCGCAGGGAGCUACUGAGCUUGGGAAGUUAACAUCUCUAAGWAUAGGUUCUCACAGGAUUCGUGCUGUGGCAAUCCAAGAUUCUUUUAAGAAUCUAAAAAGUGUUGAGCGGUUCGGCAUAAGAGCAAUCGGGAUAUCUGAAUAUGUUUUUAUAGAGAGGAUAAUCCAAGAAAUGCCUUGUUUAGCCAAGCUGCUUGUUUAUCGUUGCUCUCRUUCGAGAAAUCUCAGCAGCUUUAGYAUUAAUAAGACUUAUGAACUGUGUCGAAAAAAUGGAAUAAGUUUUAAAUAUGCUGGUCGUAGGUAUUGUAUAAAAUUACCUUACCAAGCACCAGAAAAUUAACUAGUAAUAUCAUCUUUUAAAAUGAUAUUAAAACUUUAUAAAAAAUAGAGUACUCAAUUGCUCUGAACAAAGGAAAAUUAGACUUCCAUUACAAAAAAUGGAAAAAGUUAAGUUCUAUUUAAAGAUUUUGCAAAAAUAAUGAAAAGUAUCGUUAAAAAAGGG
This is a messenger RNA of Exaiptasia diaphana, 2428 nucleotides long. Its product is annotated as F-box/LRR-repeat protein 14-like. Lineage: Eukaryota; Metazoa; Cnidaria; Anthozoa; Actiniaria; Aiptasiidae. The transcript has 2 exons. The record is from RefSeq and is a predicted model, not a curated record. Gene Ontology annotation, molecular function: protein binding. Gene Ontology annotation, cellular component: SCF ubiquitin ligase complex. Bases 335 to 2266 code for a protein of 643 amino acids. Gene Ontology annotation, biological process: SCF-dependent proteasomal ubiquitin-dependent protein catabolic process.